UCGUGGGCUCUUCGGGCUCCUCACUCGGUUCCGGUGGCAGGUUCGGCCCGGAGGGCUUAGUCCCUCGCCAUGGACUCGCAGAAAGAAGCUCUACAAAGAAUCAUUUCAACUCUGGCAAGUAAGAACGAUGAGAUUCAGAUCUUUAUUGAUACACUAAAUCACACACUCAAAGGAGUUCAGGAAAAUUCUUCUAACAUACUUUCAGAAUUAGAUGAAGAAUUUGAUAGUUUGUACUCUAUAUUAGAUGACGUAAAAGAAAGCAUGAUCACCAGCAUCAAGCAGGAACAAGCCCGUAAAUCACAGGAGUUACAGAGUCAGCUUAGUCAAUGUAACAACGCCCUGGAAAACUCAGAAGAACUACUAGAAUUUGCAACAAGAUCAUUAGAUAUAAAGGAACCUGAAGAAUUCUCAAAGGCUGCCAGACAGAUCAAGGAUAGAGUCACAAUGGCUUCAGCCUUUCGCCUUUCUUUGAAACCAAAAGUCAGUGACAACAUGACACAUUUAAUGGUGGAUUUCUCUCAGGAAAGACAGAUGCUGCAGACUUUGAAGUUUUUGCCAGUUCCAAAAGCUCCAGAGAUAGAGCCAGUAGAGUGUUUGGUGGCUGACAACUCUGUAACUGUAGCUUGGAGAAUGCCUGAAGAAGAUAAUAAGAUUGACCACUUCAUAAUGGAAUACAGGAAAACAAACUUUGAUGGACUUCCACGCGUGAAGGAUGAGCGAUGCUGGGAAAUGAUUGAUAACAUUAAGGGUACUGAAUAUACGUUAUCAGGCUUAAAAUUUGAUUCAAAGUAUAUGAAUUUCAGAGUACGAGCUUGCAACAAGGCUGUGGCUGGAGAAUACUCUGACCCAGUGACCCUAGAGACCAAAGCACUUAACUUCAGUUUAGAUAACUCAUCAUCACAUUUGAACUUGAAAGUUGAAGAUUCCUGUGUAGAGUGGGAUCCUACUGGAGGAAAAGGCCAAGAAAGUAAAGUUAAAGGAAAAGAGAAUAAGGGCAGUGUCCAUGUUACUUCACUGAAGAAACACACAAGAAGUGGUACGCCAUCCCCAAAACGGACAUCUGUAGGCUCCAGGCCACCAACAGUAAGAGGCAGCAGAGACCGUUUUACUGGGGAGUCAUACACAGUGCUAGGAGACACUGCUAUUGAAAGUGGACAACAUUAUUGGGAAGUAAAGGCCCAGAAGGAUUGCAAAUCCUAUAGUGUGGGCGUAGCAUACAAAACUUUGGGGAAAUUUGACCAGUUAGGAAAGACAAACACUAGUUGGUGCAUCCAUGUCAACAGUUGGUUACAGAACACUUUUGCUGCAAAGCAUAAUAAUAAGGUCAAAGCUUUGGAUGUUCCCGUUCCUGAGAAAAUAGGUGUGUUUUGUGACUUUGAUGGGGGCCAGCUUUCUUUCUAUGAUGCACACUCAAAGCAGUUGCUGUACUCCUUCAAGACAAAAUUUACUCAACCAGUACUGCCUGGUUUCAUGGUCUGGUGUGGUGGACUUUCUUUGAGUACUGGAAUGCAGGUUCCAAGUGCUGUGAGAACACUUCAGAAAAGUGAAAAUGGAAUGACUGGUUCAACGAGCAGCCUGAACAAUGUCACUCAGUAAUGACACCUGAGACUGUGAUUACCCCUCCUCCUUGACAGGGUGGCCUUUUCCACGCAUUUCCUAACACAGACAUUUCUGAGUGGUGGAAAUCAGGUUUGCUAUGCUCUGCUUGGAAGCCUGGAACCUGUUAGAUUAAGCACCAAAUAGGAAGCAGCCCCGGGACAGUACUUGGUGUCACAGAAGAAAGCAGUUACGUGCAAGAGGCUGACAUUUGAGUAAUAAAUAGGAAGAGGGUGGUAUUGAAAUAUUUACAUAGAAACCCAUUUUUCUGUUUUGUGAGCUACUCUGACUCGUCUAGUAGGUGUGAUUAUAUAUGGACCCAGGGCCUGGGCUGCAAAGCUUUUAAAGCUUGCCUUUCCUCUGCACCAUGUUCUUGUUUCUCCUCACUAGUUGUCAUUAAUUCCUUUCACUGAAGCUUUAAAACACGAGGUCCCCUAAGGCUUCUAGAAAUUUAAAUCAUUGCCUAGGGAUGGCAGAGAAAUUUUCUUAUAAUAGUGUAUCUCACCCUUUUAUAAAUAAGCUGAGCUUUUGAUAGAGAACUUACUUACUGGGUAGACUCAUAUUAUUUUCUCCUAUAAAAUACUGUGAUAUUGUUCUUAUAACCCAAAAUAUCAAGCAGAUAGGAGGAAUUUCAACAGUGCAAAGGGCAUGGAAUUCACAUGUGCUUCUCUUGAGUCGCACCUUCUGCUCCUCCCUGGCUCCUGGAUACUAUUGGAAAAGCUGAGCUUUCUGAUUUUGUUCUCUUCUUAAAUCCUACCUUUUAAAGCUCUCUUUGAUAGAAAUUUCCAAUUAAAUUUGGCACUGAUGAUAAUUAUUGCUUAUUUUUACCCUUCCUAAUAAGAAUUGAAGUUCGUUAAUUAAGUACAUUAUUCAUUUUUUUGUCUAUGAAAGAUGAUAAAGAAAUAUUCCUAAAGUAUUCUUUUCUGGAAUAAUUUAUAUGUUCUUUCUACAGAGAUAUGGAAUGCUUUAACUAGCAGUUUUGAAACAAAAACUACAUGUAUCUGACUUAACUGACACAUGCUUUUCAAACAAUCAUUUGAAUGUUUUUGUGGGGUUUUUUUUUUUUUUUUUUUUUUUUUUUUUUUUUUGGUCUUUUUGUUCCACUCAUUCACUGUUUAAAAGUUUCUGAUUCUUCUAAAAAUGAACAUGGAUGUCUUUCCCAAACGCACACAUUUCCCAAAGGAAUGUGUGAAACAGUGAGUAAAAGCUGUGGUUAUUAACAGCAAAACCUUCUAUUACAAAUUAGUUAAAACUUUCAACUCAAGUUUUUUGAGCCAAAGUAGAAGUUGAAAUUAUAAAACUGCCUUCAGAACUUUAAAGAAAUGAAAAUUUAACUUUUAAUUAAUUUUUGUGGCUUUUAAUCUUUUUUUGUUUUGAGUAUCUUGGGCUUUGGCAAACUUCCCUGCUGAAGUGUCUGUUGUUGCUUUCUGUGUGUAGUUUGUAUAAUAGUAACAAGUCUUUGCUCUUAAAAUUUACUGCUUACUGACAUGAUUGUAGUUGUUCUGUUGAAGAAACAAAUUUGACCUAGGAUAUAAUUUUUCCAUAUAUCAGAUAUCUACAGUAUUAUUUGAUAACACAUAGGUAGUUUUUAAUACUAAAGCAGUUUACAGAAUGAAAGUAUGUCAAUAUUCUUUGGUUCCCCAAAGUAGUAUUUUACUUUUCAUUUCUCAUAGUUUGAAAGACAUUUUUCAGAGUUCUACUACCUCUAGGAAUGUUUAUUUCAUGACCUAAGGGAAAAGGAAUUGCUCCAUUUUGUAGACUCAUACCUGAAAGCAGUAAUUUACUGGAAUUGCUUGUGUGUGGCUACUCAGUAUGUUUUGUCAAAAAUGACAUGAAAAGGCCAGCUGUUCUUAUAUAGAACUUUUCUUAUGUAGAACUUUUCAUUAUGAUAUCAUAUCAUAGUUGUGUCUUCUUAUUUAUACAGUGCCUUUUCCCUCUACACAUGCUCAUUGUCAACUGAAUUUAAGCCAGCCAGCUUUGUACUGUAGUGGUGAGGGCCUUCUGUUGAGGGCUAGAGGAAUACAUGUGAUUCUUCCUUGUGCUCAUUCCAACAUUUGAGACCUUCUAAAAUUUCCAAACAAUCAUUGGAAAAUGUGUGACUUCUACUGGGAAUGUUUUAUUUUCUCAGAGGAUUUGUAGUAUAAAGUAUAAAGUCAGUGAAUGAGAAUCCAAGUUGUUUUCAUAAAGUGAUAUUUGGUACUAAUUAUUCCUCUAUUUUAAAAUAAGCAUCAGAGGUUUUUCUUCUCUCUGAUUCUUAUUAAGUGUCUCUUAUUUUUUAAAAAAGAACAAAUCUGUAGUAUUUUAGUUUUAAAAAACCUAAGUUUAUUAACGUAAAUGGACGUUUGUCACCCUUCUUUUUAAAUUCAAAAUAAUUGACUGUAGUGCCUACUUAAAUCAUUUCAAAAUAAAGUAACUGUUAACUUAAUCCCAAUAUUUAACAUUAUCAUUAGCAUUAGAGUUACAAAUACUGAGCUUCUUUGCUUAGCUUAGUCUGCUGUGGAAAGCUGGCAAGUCCUCUCCGUCAUUCUUCAUUUCUAAUGUCUGCCUAGCUCAAACACCACUGCUUUCCAUGAAGGAAAUGCAGGAGAGGUGGACUGUAAUGGAUACAUCACAGGUGUAAAAGCUGUUUCAUAAAACAUGUAUGAAGUAUUGUAUUUCCCUUUUAGCAGUUGAACUCCAACCCAGUUUUACCUAGCUGGAAAUAGACAGGAAGAAGCUGCCUUAAGCACUUUAGAAAAGGAAUUUGCUACAAUUCAUUUGACUCAGCUGAUUGUGUCACAUCUUUUAAAUUUGGUAAAUAUGUAUUAUACCAAGAAUUUAAUGACUAAUGCACAUAGAAAUUUAAUAUAUAGUGAUUCUUUGAAUGUUCCAGGCAUAAGUUUUUUAAAAAUGUAUUAAGAGUUUGUCUGUCUGUGGGUUUAAUUGAUAGCACCUCUGUCACGUGACCGUAAACUGCUAGACAACCAGGUGUGACCUUCUGACGCUGUUCUGAAAAUGUUCUGUUCUGAAUAUUCUAAAAUGAGAUACUGACUUGCAUUCAUUGUCUCAUUUAUGGAAUGAAACCAUCAAUAAUAUUAUGUAUAAUCUGAACUUCCAUGAUUGAUCCUUGUUAUAAAUAAGAAAAGAAAAUAUUUAUGAUGAAAUAUUUUAAGUAGGUCAAGAUAUUCUAUUCCCUGACUUACCUAGACUGAUAAGUUUCUCUCUAUAUAUCUUUUCCAUGAAAUUAUAGCUAUUUAUGUAUUUGAAGUUGUUUCUUUCAAAAACAGUUUUUAAAAAAAUUGGGAAGGGAUAUAUAUGGAAAGUGAUAACUCCAAAGAAUAUUAAUCUUAAAAGAAGACAGUAUAGACAUCUUACCAUGAAAUAUAUUCCUCUAGGCUAAGGUGCCUCUUUAGCACAGUAGGUAGUGUGUCAGUCUCACAUUACUCUAGGCUAAAAAUGUAAUUGUUUUAGUCAUAACCUUUAUAGCAUCUUUGUUAGAUGAGCGUAUAAUUCAUAUAAUAGCACAUCAGUUUUAUUACUUUCUGUCCAGGUUUUCAAAACUCAUAGAGUUUAAAUCAUCAUAGCAGCUCAUUCUGCUGUUUUUGCUUUUAUAGUCUUGAUCUAAAAAUAAUGUUUAGUUAGUACGUCAUUAAAUUCCUAAAAACAUAUAUUCAUGGGUUGGCAAGAUGGAUCACAGGAAAAGAGCUACUGCCAAGAUGACUGUGUUUGUUCCCUGGGAUGCAGAUAGAAGGGGAAGAGCAACUCUUGCAAGUUGUCCUCUAACCUACACACACACAUGCACGCACGCACGCACGCACGCACGCACGCACGCACGCACGCACGCAUGCACGUGGACACACACACACCCAGGAUGUAACUUCAAAUAAUUUAAAGUAUGUUUGUUGCAGCUUUAAAAAACCUCAUCAAAUCAACUACACAUAGUAAUAUUGUAGUUAAUUCUGUUACAAAUUUUAUUGUAACAGAGUCUGGAAAAGUUUCUUUCCUGGUUUUGUUUUUACACUAUAUACAGUCUAUAAGAGGUAAGCAUGAAUUUACUUAGUAUUCAAGUCCCCAUUAAGUUGUUAUUUUCAACCAGAUAUAUCUUUCAUAACUCCAGCACUCAGAACUACAGUAGGUAAUAAAACUUUUCUUACCGAGUAUCAUCACAGCAACAUUACCUCAUGUUUGGUAUUGUUAGUUUUAUCUGUAUCUUAACAGUGUUCACAUUUGUGAUUCUAAUGUCAGUAUUGUGUUACCUGAGAGGUAUGAUUAACCUGAAUACCAUAGGAAUUUUCCACCAGUUGGAAUUUAUGUGGGUUGUUUGCUGCUGCUGUUUGAAUUGAAAGGUUGUACAUGCCAUAUGAAUGUUAAUAAUAUUGGCUUAGUAAUCAUUGCCAGAAAUUACCAUAGAACUUUUAUCGUGACUACCCAACCAUAUUAAAAGAGUACUUUUUCUGGGUUAAUAUGAUAUACUGACUUUGAUACAUCAUCAUUUUAGUUAUAUUUGUUUAAAGUUAUAUAUUUUCUUAAUAAUAGUCACCUUAACUUGGUGCUUAGGAAGAAAUAUGUAGAGGAUUUGCAGUAUGUAGGACAGGGUCAGUGACUGUAUUUUCUUGACUUGGAAAUUUAUACCAAUUUUAAAAGAAGUCAAAUUGGAAGAGAUUAGUAAAACAUUUUAAUAAUAUUGGAACUUUUUGGAGAGUACAGGACUAUGAGAAAAAAUUCUUUUGAGCAUUUCCAGUAUCUCUAAGGUACCAAAGGACUGAGUCUCAUUGAUCUUUUAAUGUAGACUCUAAAAUCAAAUUCAUAACUGAUUCUAUUAAGAUAUAAUAGCUAAAGUUGGGGAAUAGCGUCAUUAAAAGCUGCUAGGCUUUAAGAUUUUUGGCAUUCUUUUAAGUAUUUAAAAUUAAUCAUUAUAGUUCUCCCAUACAAUAAUCUAUGACCUCUUUGUAAAUCACUCACCACCUUUCGGUCUCUAUUGCCUUACUUAAAAUAGUGUAUAUUGUAUAGCCUACCUCACAGGGCUGUUGUGAGGAGUGUAAUGAAAUGGAGUCCUCUGUAAAGGGUGCAGGUGUCAUUAAUAAUGGCUGUAUGUAUUUGGAUACUUGUAAAUGCUGUUUACUUUGAAAAAGCAUGUUCUUAAAGUUGGUAUUACCAGUGAUUUUUAAAUGAUUUUUUAAAAGAUGACUUCCUAUUAAAAUGUCUUCUAUUAUUAAUUUACAUUGUGCAUGACAGUCUUCAUAUAUUGUCUCAUCAACUACAUAACUUCUAGAGUUGUAAAGUUCCUCCAUAGCAUUCAUGUGUAGAGUGGAACCUAAAUAAGCAAAUUACUUCAGCUCCUUUUCCAUCAGGAAUUUGCACUUUCCAUUUAGGAUAGACUGGUAGCCCUUGCAGAGUGAAUUUGGAUGAAAUAACCCUUCUCCUACAACAAGAUGGUUUAACUAUUUGUUGCAUUUGGCAAAUAUUCAUCAGCUUUAUUGAAAAACAUUUCAAAACCUUGUUCAUUAACCUAUAUCAAUUAUUAUCUGAACAUAUUUGUGUUGCUCUAAAUUGGACAUAUUAAAUGGUUUACAAGUUAUCCUACUCUACAGGAUUUUGGUAUGUCUAUUAUCUGGACAUGAUUUUGCUAUGCAGCUGUGAUAACAAAAAUUCCAGUUCCUCAGGUUUAACCUUUAAGUUGUGGAUGAAGACCACUAUAAAAUACACAUGAUAGAUCAGUGCUACAAGAGUGUUUGAAAUGAGCACAGUGCCUCAUUUUCCUUAGAAACAAAACAAAGCCUUUUAAAUGCUGUUUUUAAACUUAAAAUGGGUAUAAAGUCCAGUAACUUGUUUGUUGAAAUGAUUGUAUGUUAUGUAUAAUAUGUUCUACUUCAGGUUUUCUCAAAAGCCCCUGUAUUAUCCCUUCUAAAAAUUAAACAUUUUCUUUGCUUUC
Peromyscus leucopus (white-footed mouse) is the source of this 7507-nucleotide messenger RNA. RefSeq names its product fibronectin type III and SPRY domain containing 1 like (gene Fsd1l). Bases 70 to 1596 code for a protein of 508 amino acids. The transcript is spliced from 14 exons. Gene Ontology annotation, molecular function: protein binding. Lineage: Eukaryota; Metazoa; Chordata; Mammalia; Rodentia; Cricetidae. The record is from RefSeq and is a predicted model, not a curated record.